Messenger RNA from Epinephelus fuscoguttatus (brown-marbled grouper), 3159 nucleotides. RefSeq names its product solute carrier family 20 member 2 (gene slc20a2). The transcript is spliced from 11 exons. Gene Ontology annotation, cellular component: membrane. Lineage: Eukaryota; Metazoa; Chordata; Actinopteri; Perciformes; Serranidae. Bases 602 to 2641 code for a protein of 679 amino acids. The record is from RefSeq and is a predicted model, not a curated record. Gene Ontology annotation, molecular function: phosphate transmembrane transporter activity. Gene Ontology annotation, biological process: phosphate ion transmembrane transport.
UGUGCUGCUCUCUCUCUGUUAGCUCCCUCCUUCUCUCUCCUGCAACACCACCACAACCUGCUGAUUCCCUCCUUCCUUUCACUCCUCUCCUCCUGUCAUCACCUGUUCUCCUCCACUCUCUCCUCAUAAUUUUAUUUCCCAUCAUAUCACGUGCUCACCCCCCGGUUUUAUUCCCGGUCCAUUCUUUUUUCUUCUCCAGCCUGCCAUUCCUCUCAGUCUGUGUGUUUUUCUCCCUCAUACUGUCAUUUUGUCUUUGACAUUCAUUCAUCUCCACCACUUUCUCACCCUCCACUGAUGUGAGGAGACAUGAAGGUGAAGGAUCGUGCAGACUCGCUGCCUCACACUAAGCUAUGGAAUGCUCCCUGCACCCACCAUCACUAGUCUCCAAUCUUUGGACUGAGCUUCAGACGCUUAGUUAGCGGCUGUGCUUCUCCCCUCGAACUCUUUAUAACCAGGGGACGAAGAAAAGGAGCGGACUUACCUUAAGUCCUCCGCUAAAAGCGCACAGAGCACUUUUUUUUUUUUUUUUUCAAAAAAAGAAUAUUUAAGCUAGUUCUUUGUUUUUCUCCACUUGGAUUUUUUCCCGUGAAGUCACAUCAAGAUGGAUCUGGAGGCGUAUCUGUGGAUGGUGAUCCUUGGCUUCAUCAUUGCCUUCAUACUGGCUUUUUCAGUGGGUGCCAAUGAUGUGGCCAAUUCCUUUGGUACAGCGGUGGGGUCCGGCGUGGUCACUUUGAAGCAGGCCUGCAUCCUGGCAUCGAUCUUUGAGACACUGGGCUCAAUGCUGCUGGGGGCCAAAGUGGGCGAGACAAUUCGAAAGGGCAUCAUAGACGUCAGCCUGUACAACGAUACCGUGCCUGUGCUCAUGGCAGGGGAGGUCAGCGCCAUGUUCGGGUCGGCAGUGUGGCAGCUAAUCGCCUCCUUCCUCAAACUGCCCAUCUCUGGAACUCACUGCAUUGUUGGCGCCACCAUCGGCUUCUCCAUGGUGGCCAUCGGCACCAAAGGCGUACAGUGGAUGCAGCUUGUCAAGAUCGUGGCAUCAUGGUUCAUCUCCCCCCUGCUCUCUGGACUCAUGUCUGGACUCCUCUUCCUGCUCAUCAGACACUUCAUCCUCAACAAGGAUGACUCUGUCCCCAACGGCCUGCGAGCGCUGCCCCUCUUCUAUGCCACCACCAUUGGGAUCAACACAUUCUCCAUCUUGUACACUGGAGCCCCAUUGCUCGGGUUAGAGAUGCUGCCAGUGUGGGCCAUUUUCCUCAUCACUUUAGCUGAGUCGCUGAUCUGUGCAGCUUUGGUCUGGAUAUUCGUCUGUCCCUGGAUGAGGAGGAAAAUAGCAAGUCGUUUAAAGAAGGAGCAGGCUCUGUCCAGGAUCUCUGACGAGAGUCUGGACAAGAUACCUGAAGAGGAGGAGGAGAGCCCUGUCUUUAAAGAGCUACCAGGGGCCAAGGGCACAGAUGAGGCCGUGUUGCCGCUUACCGGGGGCAGCAGUGAUCGAAACACCCGUGACUCCAGCGGAGAGCUCACCAGCCUGGCUAAUGGAGGCAACGUCCUGCCAAAUGGCAGGGUGUACGGCCGGACCCACUCAAUGACCAACGGCUGCCUCAAGUCACCCAUCUCUAAUGGCAGCUUCAGCUUCGACGGCCACAUGCGCAGCGAUGGCCAGGUGUACCACACAGUGCACAAGGACUCAGGCCUGUACAAAGACCUGCUUCACAAAAUCCACCUGGGCCGCAUGGAUGACAGCGAUCGCUCCGGCUCCAACGCCGGCCCGCCAGACAACAAUUAUCGCCUGCUGCGGCGCAACAACAGCUACACCUGCUACACAGCAGCCAUAUGUGGCAUGCCCGUCCAGCCGCUCAUGCGCACAGAGUCACGCGAUGACAGUGAAAAGCUGGUAGGAGAGGGAGGCGGCAGGAGCAACAGUGUGUCCUACUCCAAGAAGAGGGUACGCUACGACAGCUACUCGUCGUACUGUAACGCUGUGGCGGAGGCUGAGAUCGAGGCAGAGGAAGGUGGGGUGGAGAUGAAGCUGGCCACGGAGCUGGAGGGGGUGGAAGAAGAAGGGGCUCCAGCUCCGAUGCCUCUGGACGACUUGGCCGAGGAGGACCAUGAGGAGAAGGAUAAGCCUGAGGUGUUCUUGCUCUUCCACUUCCUACAGAUCCUCACCGCCUGCUUCGGCUCCUUCGCCCACGGAGGCAACGAUGUCAGUAAUGCCAUCGGGCCCCUGGUGGCGCUGUGGAUGAUUUACGACCAGGGCGGUGUGAUGCAGGAUGCUGCCACUCCCAUCUGGCUGCUGUUUUACGGUGGUUUAGGCAUCUGCGCCGGUCUGUGGGUGUGGGGCCGCCGCGUCAUCCAGACCAUGGGCAAAGACCUGACUCCCAUCACCCCCUCAAGUGGAUUCACUAUUGAACUGGCUUCUGCACUCACAGUCGUGUUAGCUUCCAAUAUCGGAAUCCCUGUCAGUACCACGCACUGCAAGGUGGGCUCAGUUGUGGCUGUUGGUUGGAUCCGCUCCCAGAAGGCGGUGGACUGGCGCCUCUUCAGGAACAUCUUCCUGGCGUGGUUCGUCACAGUGCCUGUGGCUGGCCUGUUCAGCGCCGCCAUCAUGGCCCUGUUCGUCUACGGCAUCCUGCCCUACGUCUGAGGGCGCACGGCUGGGAGGGAGAACAAGAGGAGGAGGAGAGAGUCAAAGAAAGAAAGAAAGAAAGGAAGAAAGAAAGAGAGAGGGAAACUUGGGUAAAAAUCAUAGCUCGAGUGUCAGGGGUGCAGAUGAAAGGAAAUGAAGAGGGAGAAAGGGUGAUGUGGAAGAGAUGAAGCAAGGAAGCUGCAGAGGUUACAGAUGGACUUGGUUGUACUGUGGAUGUGAGGAGGGUUGGUUCAUAUGCUGCCUGGCUCCGUAGUCCAGAGAUCUUUUUUUGACUCAUUCGAGUUUCUGAUCGGUUUUUAUUUAUUCUCUUUUUUUGGGGUGCAUAAGAAGGCGUGUAACCAACGUGUUCACCGUACCAUUCAAUCUGCUGUACAUAUGACAAUAAUAAGGAGAUUUCCAGUAACUCUUAACAAGAAUUAUGUUUGUUUGAGAAACAGUGGCGGCCAUUUUCUGUCUCUUCAUAAAAAAAAAUUUAAAAAAUCAUGACUUAAAAAAAAAAAAAAAAAGACAGCACA